Molecule: messenger RNA, 3654 nt
Organism: Penicillium riverlandense
Lineage: Eukaryota; Fungi; Ascomycota; Eurotiomycetes; Eurotiales; Aspergillaceae
Product: putative checkpoint protein kinase (SldA)
Exons: 3
Coding region: 1-3654 (1217 amino acids)
Biological process (GO): mitotic spindle assembly checkpoint signaling; meiotic sister chromatid cohesion, centromeric; protein phosphorylation
Molecular function (GO): ATP binding; protein kinase activity
Source: RefSeq, a predicted model, not a curated record
AUGGCAGCCUCUGAAGACCUGAUUGACUUCGACAUCAUUGAAGCACAGAAGGAAAACGUUCAAUCACUCCCCGGCGGCCGAUCAGCAAGAGAGCUCGCGCGAAUCUUCUCAGCGGGCAGCAACGGCGACAAGACAGCAGCACCAUCACCAAACGAUACGAGAACCCUGACCGAUGGCAUCCGCCAGGAAUAUGAGAGCGAGCUACAGGCAAUAGGGGAGUCUGAUGAUCCUCUCGACGUGUAUGACCGCUAUGUGAAAUGGACCCUGAACGCGUAUCCGUCAGCACAAGCCACGCCCGAGUCCGGUCUCCUACCGUUACUGGAGCGCGCGACAAAAUCGUUCUUGGCCUCGCAGCACUACAGGAACGACCCUCGGUAUCUACGCUUAUGGCUCCAUUACAUCAGACUUUUCUCGGAUGCUCCUCGUGAAACGUUCGCGUUCCUCGCGCGUCAUCACAUCGGUGAGGGACUAGCCCUCUUCUACGAAGAGUUUGCCGGGUGGCUCGAGGGCGCUGGACGCUGGACCCAGGCCGAUGAAGUAUACCGGCUUGGUAUGGACUGCGAGGCACGGCCGGUCGAGCGGCUCGCGCGAAAAUACGAUGAAUUUCAACAACGAUACGAGCAAAGACCACAUGACGCCGGUCCUUCCUCACCUGCUUUACCAACCGUCCGUCCCGCGCUGGCCGCCAAGAUGGAUCCCUUUGCGCCCUCGGGCGCUUCUGAUGACCCCCAGGCCUCACGGCCGUCUCCUAACAUGGGAGGCGCCUCGAAGACCAAGUCCGGCAAACCCAAGAUGUCCAUCUUCUCCGACGCCGACUCCCCCUCAGCCGACCAACCCGCAACCAGUGGCCAGACCAAGGGAUGGGAGAGUAUUGGAUCGAUCAAAGAACGCAAGAAGGAGAACGAGAUGGAGGCCAAACCCUGGGUCGGCGAGACAUUGAAGGCAGGGAAAAAAUCUGGCCCGGCUCAGAAAAUGGCCAUUUUCAGGGACGAGUCAAAAUCAAAUCUUCCUACCCAAAAACCAUUGCAACAACAACCCAAACAAGUACCAGAGCAUCAUGUAAGGGAAGCGGUCAACCCACGAACUGGCCGACGUGAACGGGUCUUCGUCGACCUCGAAUCCGUAUACCCCGACCCAAGCAACCCGACGCAUGAGGUGAGCUUUGAGGAACUGCGGGCUCUCAAGCGCGGGUGGAUGAACAAGAAUUGGCGUUCACAGAAGGAGCCGCUGCAACAGAUAUCAGGCAACGCUGGUGGCGUUGAUGUCCAGUCCGGAAAGCCCAAACCAUCUCCUGUCGACGAGGAAUUAAUGGUGCGGGAGGACCGGCAUUCCCAAUCACACGACCAGGAAGGGAUGCACGAGGGCAAGUCAGGAAAAUCCAGACGGUUGAAGGUCAAGGAGGUGAAGGGAGAGACACAGACCGUCAAAAUGAAGUUCGACUCGCCCACGGGCUCCAAAGUACGACGGAAGAGCACCGCGGAGCCAACAAUGACCAUCCACACUCGUGCUGCUACAGAUGAAAUCUAUAGCAUCUUCAACCAGCCCUUGAAGGCCGAAGCAGAUGAUGGAGCUGAUAGCUUGUGCGGCAGUGACUAUGAAGACGAUGACUACACAAGCACUGCAGAUAGUACGGGGACCGGACGCAUCUCGGUAGCCUCGAGCGACUUUGGUGACGAGGAGACGCAAACCUUCCACAAGUCCUUCGAUGAUACCGAUUUUGCCGACAACACACGGGCUGAGAGUGUUGCAGGCAGUGAUUGGUCCGAGUUCAGUGCGAGUCGAGAUGUCCCGAGUGUCGAGCCUGAGACGACUUCUCACUCCGUUUACAGUGAGGGUGCGCCAAGCAGUUCUGCUCAUGGAACACCUGAGAGGGACCGGUUUGUCCCGGAAAUGCCUGAAGACUAUGACCCGCCUUGUGGCCUAUACCGGGAUCCGGCCAUCAUGGCGCAAAACCGGCUGCCAUUCAUGACUCCGAUUGUGGAACAGACCGAGUCCUCCCUCCCCUCGAUGACAGGUGCUCGAAGCAUUGCCUCCAGUGCGAAGACUCCCUCCAAGCCAAUAAUGCCUCGGAUGGGUGAUCUCCUUCUCUCAAGUCCACUGGGACUUGCAACUCCAUAUCAUGGAGACCACACUGCCUCUUCUGCGGUGGAUGUCCCUUUCAGCCCAACGGUGCUCAAGGCAAAGUCCCGUCGGCGGGAAGUUAUCAUCAAGGACCGGCAAUGCAAUCCGACGGACAAAGGAAUUCGCAAUACGAUUCUUAAUUCCUUGGAAACGCCGCUGGAUAUGUACAUGGGCUACCACGCUCAUGUUGGUGACAGCAACUAUGCUUCUAUGAUCCAGAAGUUUGUCAAGACUAAUAGCAGAAAGUCCAAGGGCGAGAAUGAAAAGUUUGACACCCCAAUUCUCGAAUUUCCUGGGGCUGAGCGCAGCUACCUCAUCCGUCGCGAGCUCGGAGCCGGCGCUUAUGCCCCCGUCUAUCUCGCGGAAAGUGUCGACAGCCUAGAGUCUUACGACUCCGAGUCCGAUAUUACAGACAACAAAGACCGUGAUUCCCAACCUCGAAAAGCAAAUCCGCACGACAGCGCACGAGAUGCAUUCGAAGCCGUCAAGAUCGAGAACGGACCGUCCAGCGCAUGGGAGUUUUACAUGAUCCGGAUGGCACACGAGCGUCUACGGCAGUCGCCGGGUCUCUCACGCGCAGCAGACAGUAUCGUGCGUGCUCAUGAGCUGCAUGUCCAUCAGCGGGAAAGCUUCCUAGUAGAAGACUACCGCGGCCAAGGCACUUUGCUGGACCUGGUCAAUCUUGUCCGCAGCGAGCCCAUCACCCCCAACCACAAUGCGGAAAGCGGCCUCGAGGAGGCCCUAGCCAUGUUCUUCUCCGUCGAGCUCUUCCGCACCGUCGAAGCACUACACGCCAGCGGCAUCCUCCACGGCGACCUGAAAGCGGACAACUGCCUCGUCCGUCUGGACGAGCCCAACCCCAACAACUCCCCUGCCAAAGCACUCUUCCUCCUCGACCUCAACGCCGACGAACAGCCCCUGGAUCCCAGUGACAGCAUUCACUACUCGCCCAGCGGAUCGUACGGCUGGCGAAACAAGGGCCUGGCUCUCAUCGACUUCGGCCGCAGCAUCGACAUGUACGCCUUCUCCCCAGCGGUCCAAUUCAUCGCCGACUGGGAAACAAGCUCACAUGAGUGCAACGAGAUCCGCGAGAUGCGUCCCUGGACCCACCAGAUCGAUCUCUACGGUCUCGCCGGCACAAUCCACGUCCUGCUGUUCGGCAAGUACCUCGAGUCGACGCCCGUGCGGCCCAGCUCCGGCCCCGCAGACGCAGAAGCAAACGCCUCAACAGCUCGCACGUACCGCAUCCGCGAGACCCUCAAGCGCUACUGGGACCGCGAUCUGUGGGCUGACGUCUUCGAUCUGCUUUUAAAUCCUGGUUCGGAGCGCUGGACCCGCAUGGAGCGUGAGGGUGGUGCAAUGCCAUCUUCUUCGCCUUCGACGCCUGUCCUGCCCGUUCUCCAUUCUAUGCGGCAUGUCCGCCAGAAAAUGGAGAAGUGGCUCGUCGCAAACGCGGAGAAGAAAGGCCUUGCGAGUCAGCUGCGCAAGAUCGAGGCCCUUCUUGCUGAGCGGAAGAAGAAACUUGAGCGGUGA